AUGACACAAAACCUUGUUGUACUCUACUACAAAUAUGUGCGUAUUUGUGAGACGCAGGUUGAGUUAAGAGCCUUUGCAAAGACCCAUGAACUAUUGUGCUCAACCUUGAAUCUUACUGGUCGCGUACGACUCGCACUUGAAGGUAUCAACGGCACGUUGGGAGGCUCAAGUGUCAAUGUACAGCAAUACAUCAAAACCAUGCAACAGCAGCCUCAAUUUAUCGACGUGGAUUGGAAAACCAGUCAAUCAGACGUGACACCAUUUCCAGAUCUGCAAGUGCGCGUCGUAGCGGAGAUCGUGGCACUAGAGCUGCCAGACCAUGUCUACGACUUGACGCAACGAGGCCGACACUUGACACCUGAACAAUUUCGAGCCGAGCAAUUGAAUACCGAGCCUGAAUCCAUUGCAAUCAUUGACGUUCGUAACACGUACGAGUUCCAGGUCGGUCAUUUUGCAGGAGCCUUGAACCCCAAGACUCGUCGGUUUGGGCAGUUUCCGCAAUGGGCGCGACAUGAACUGCCUCUGCUAAAGCAGAAAAGCAAGGUGCUCAUGUACUGUACAGGUGGUAUCCGUUGUGAAAAGGCCUCGGCUUAUCUCAAGCACCUCGGUCUGCCAAACGUCUACCAGCUUCAAGGAGGCAUUCAUCGUUAUCUUGAACAGUUUCCGGAUGGAGGUGGCAUUUUCCAGGGCAAGAACUUUGUUUUUGAUCAACGGGUAACCAUUGCUUCGGAGGAUCAGUCAAUCACGGGUCAAUGUGAGCGCUGUCACGUGCCACAUGACACACUGUCGGGUACUCGUUGUGCCUACUGCCGCAUGCACGUACUCGUAUGCGAAUUAUGUCGUGCGGACGCCAAAGCUCGAGGAGAGACUGACGACGACGUGUUUUGCAACGAGCAUUUGCUUUUGGUCUCCGGGUCGCUGGAAGAGCUGCAAACGCGAGCAAAGGCGCUUCAAGAGUCGCUGUUGAACGAGCAUGGCCGUAGUAAAAAGGGUCGUCGUCGAUCACUACGCAAGCAGUUAAAAACCGUCGAGUAUCGGAUACAGCGUUUUGCACAGUCCUAA
Messenger RNA from Peronospora belbahrii, 1062 nucleotides. NCBI's taxonomy places the organism in Eukaryota, Oomycota, Peronosporomycetes, Peronosporales, Peronosporaceae. The record is from the annotation of a GenBank genome assembly.